CCUUUCACUAUCAACUACCACACCUUUUGCCCUUCUUCUUCUUCUUUCAAAGUGUCAGUUCAGCAACCUCUUCUAUCAGCCUGAGAAAAAAUGACUGCUACGCGUCUCGUCAAUGGUCUCGCGUCACCACCCGCGACUGAAAAGGAAUCCUCGGCUGCGUCCCCUCCGCGAGUCGUACUCGCCGGUAAGACGGGUCGAAUCUUAUGUGUCGCCGACAUCCGGGGAGAUCACCACGAGCUCAACCGUUUGAUCAGAGAACACGAAGCUACUGCCGUCAUCCACACUGGUGACUUUGGUUUCAUCAACUCUGAAUCUCUCGAUCGUAUGAAUGACAAUGUGCUCCGUCACCUCAUACAAUACUCUCCUUUGCUUCCUCCUGCUACUCGUCAGCAAUUGUUAGCCAUCCCGCCUUCCGCUCCUCGAGCGGACCUUAUCAAGGCGUUGAAUGAUUCAUCCACUCAUUUUCCCCUCUCUCAAUUUCCUCAUCUUCUCUCAGGUGCUAUCACCUUUCCCGUCCCUGUCUUCACUGUCUACGGACUGAUUGAGGAUGUGCGCGUCAUGGAGAAAUUUAGGACGGGUGAAUAUGAGGUCCACAACUUGACCAUACUUGAUGAGUGCUCUACAAGAGUCAUAGAUGUCAGUGGUAUCAAACUACGUCUCUUUGGUUUGGGAGGAGCUGUCGCUUUUCACAAGCUAUAUGGUCGUGCUACCAUCGCUGGUGGAGAAGGUACAAUGUGGGCCACAGCUUUACAGAUCGGAGAGCUCAUCGAUACUGCCCAACGAAAUUUCGAUUCCACCGAAACUCGACUACUCAUCUGUUCUGCUCCCGUCAGUCGGCAUGGUAUCUUGGCUCAAUUGGCAUCUGUCAUUAAAGCCGAUUUGACUAUUUCUGGUGGUCUACAUUUCCGCUACCCGGCGUCUUUCAAUGACUAUUCUAUUCAUGGCGACUUUGAUCUUUACCAAAACAAAUUCAUCUCUGCCCGAGACACAUUCAGCUCUGUGUACAGUACAGUGAAGGAUCGCAUAGAGAGCAGCUUGACUCCUGAGCAGAUAAUAUUGUUGAAGAAGACUUUGGCGGCAACUGAAUACGUACCCAAGGCUCCUCAACAUGAGGCGGAUGAUCAGCAUUGGACAAACCAAUGGCAUUGGGUGCUUUCAGAUGCGUCAACUGGCCACCUUCUAUUGUCGAUCACAGAUGCUCGGAUAUCGAUGGAGAGUAAAAGUCAAGGAAUCAACUUCGCACAUCGGUCAGCAAAUGCUCCUGCCCCACCAUCGGCGCCUCUGCCUACCCAGCCCCAGAUACCAGUUCAACAGCCUCAGCGUUCCACUGCAGAGCCUCAUUCAUUCCCCAAACCAGGAGCUAUGCCUCCGGUGCGCUCAGAACCUGUGCAUGGUUUCGAGAAACCCCCUAUCAACCGCACUCAACCGUCUAUGAACACUUUCAGACAACCCAUUCCUCCUAGACCUUUGCAGAUGCCCAACAGACCACCAACGAAUCCCAAUGGACCCGUCGCACCACCGGCCGCGACGUCAGGAGUCCCAGCGCAGAUCAACACCAAUGGUCCCCAUCCGGUCCCCAGCCGACCUGCAGGACAGGUACCCCGUAAUCCUCGUGGACCUCCAGGGAAUUUGGCAGGCCACGCUCUCGCAGCGGCGGGUAUGUCGAAACCGGAAAACAAACCAUCUAUCAAAGAAACCGAAUCUCGGCAGGGUCCCAUCGCAGGUAGACCCGCUCUGUCGCCUGCCAAUGGUAAAAUCACCCCUGCGCCUGCUCCUGCCCAGACAGAAAACCGAAAGCCGGACGCUGCAAUCAACGGCCGAGAGGUGGCGCGAGAGUCAGAGGCAAAGGAAGGUGUCAAUGGUGAAGAGGCUCGGGGCACGCCUGCCGACGGCGAGGAAAGGACGCAUUCGAGGAAGAAUUCCCUUUUCAUCAAAAAUCUGCCACAGCCUGUCAAGGAUGAGGAUAUACGCAAGUCGUUUGGCGCCCUUGCCGACAAGAUCACCCAUGUCAAGGUUCCCUAUGACCAUAUCAGGAAGAACACCAGAGACUUUGGCUACGUCGACUUUGCCACUGAAGAAGAUGCUAAGGCUGCUCUUGAAUCUCACACGGGGAUGGCUGCUUACAGAUUGCAGAAAAUCGGUGACAAGGAAGUCCAAGUCAGCAUUUCGAAUCCUCCCGCCCGACCGCCAUUCGAUCCGCGCAACUCUCGUGGUCGGGGUCGUGGGUCUUUCCGCGGAGUGAGCGGUAUGAGGGGAAGAGGCAUGGCUCAUGGGACUGCUGGGUCGAGGGAUAUGACUCCGAAGGAGGGUUCUGGAGAGAAGGCGAGCACGACGGGAGGUAAUGUUGCUUCUGGUGUAAAGAAGGAGGUGUCUAAUGGAGCGGUACGGAAAGAAACUCCUGCACCGACUGUCAAGGCAGAGUGA
Messenger RNA from Tremella mesenterica DSM 1558, 2424 nucleotides. RefSeq lists its product as uncharacterized. Gene Ontology annotation, molecular function: RNA binding. The coding region runs from base 91 to 2424 and encodes 777 amino acids. The transcript is spliced from 12 exons. The record is from RefSeq and is a predicted model, not a curated record. Lineage: Eukaryota; Fungi; Basidiomycota; Tremellomycetes; Tremellales; Tremellaceae.